Molecule: messenger RNA, 2572 nt
Organism: Agrilus planipennis (emerald ash borer)
Lineage: Eukaryota; Metazoa; Arthropoda; Insecta; Coleoptera; Buprestidae
Gene: Hsc70-5
Product: heat shock 70 kDa protein cognate 5
Exons: 9
Coding region: 128-2206 (692 amino acids)
Biological process (GO): protein refolding; cellular response to unfolded protein
Cellular component (GO): cytoplasm; mitochondrion
Molecular function (GO): ATP-dependent protein folding chaperone; ATP hydrolysis activity; misfolded protein binding
Source: RefSeq, a predicted model, not a curated record
CGUGUGGUGGUAUUGAGUAGUGUAUUUUAUGUUUCUGUCGAAAGUUGUGGAUAAAAAGUUCACCAUUUGUUCGUGCUUUUGCACGUGAAGGAGUUUAACGUAGAAAUUUUCAACAUUUCAAGUAAAAAUGUUAUCCGCUGCUAGAAUACUAAGCCGCAAACUUCCAGACAUCACAAAUUUGGCUUCAGACAUUUCAGUCAAGAGGAAUUUUUCCCAGUUUUAUAAAAAUAACACACUUAGUAAUUUAAGCUUACGAUAUGGAGCUUCAGUCCGUAAUAAAUCUGAAGGCGUCAAAGGCGCCGUUAUUGGUAUUGAUUUGGGAACGACAAAUUCCUGCGUUGCAGUUAUGGAAGGGAAACAAGCUAAAGUAAUUGAAAACUCUGAAGGUUCUCGAACGACUCCAUCAGUUGUUGCAUUUAGCAAAGAUGGAGAACGACUUGUGGGAAUGCCUGCCAAGAGACAGGCAGUUACCAAUUCUGCAAACACAUUCUACGCCACAAAACGUCUUAUUGGAAGACGAUAUGAAGAUCCCGAAGUACAGAAGGAUAUGAAAACCGUUUCUUAUAAGAUCGUGAAAGCAUCAAAUGGAGAUGCUUGGGUUCAGGGUUCUGAUGGCAAAAUGUAUUCACCAAGUCAAAUUGGUGCAUUUAUUCUGAUCAAAAUGAAAGAAACUGCCGAGGCAUAUUUAAAUACUAAAGUGAAGAAUGCUGUUGUUACCGUUCCUGCAUAUUUCAAUGACUCUCAAAGACAAGCAACAAAGGAUGCUGGACAAAUUUCGGGGUUGAAUGUUCUUAGGGUCAUCAAUGAGCCCACUGCAGCUGCACUGGCAUAUGGAAUGGACAGGGCUGAAGAUAAAAUAAUCGCUGUGUACGACUUGGGUGGCGGUACAUUUGAUAUAUCAAUCCUCGAGAUCCAGAAGGGCGUAUUCGAAGUAAAAUCAACCAAUGGAGAUACAUUCCUUGGCGGUGAAGACUUUGAUAAUGUCCUGGUCAAUUAUCUUGUGGCAGAAUUCAAACGUGACCAAGGAAUCGACGUUACUAAAGACCCUAUGGCAAUGCAGCGUCUAAAGGAGGCAGCCGAGAAGGCUAAAAUCGAACUAUCAUCAUCCCUCCAAACUGAUAUUAAUUUACCCUAUUUGACGAUGGACUCAGCCGGUCCGAAACACAUGAAUCUGAAACUGACACGAUCCAAAUUCGAAAGUUUAGUUGGCGAAUUGAUUAAGAAAACUGUGCAGCCGUGUCAGAAGGCGCUCAAAGACGCUGAGGUAUCCAAAUCUGAUAUUGGGGAUGUUAUCUUGGUCGGAGGUAUGACUCGAAUGCCUAAGGUGCAAAAUACUGUCCAAGAAAUUUUCGGCAAGCAGCCGAGUCGCUCAGUAAAUCCUGACGAAGCUGUAGCCAUCGGUGCGGCCGUCCAAGGGGGUGUUUUGGCCGGGGAUGUCACCGACGUACUUUUGCUUGACGUUACUCCUCUUUCACUUGGUAUUGAAACGUUGGGCGGCGUGUUCACGCGCCUUAUCAACCGUAACACAACAAUUCCCACCAAGAAAAGUCAGGUAUUUUCUACGGCAGCUGAUGGUCAGACUCAGGUGGAAAUUAAAGUACACCAGGGUGAACGUGAGAUGGCAUCUGAUAACAAACUACUGGGACAGUUCACGUUAAUUGGAAUCCCACCUGCACCCCGGGGAGUUCCACAAAUCGAAGUAACGUUCGAUAUUGAUGCUAAUGGUAUAGUACAUGUAAGCGCCAGGGACAAGGGAACUGGAAAAGAACAACAAAUCGUUAUUCAGUCAUCCGGUGGUUUAAGCAAAGAUGAGAUCGAGAACAUGGUGAAGAAUGCUGAACAGUAUGCACAACAAGACAAAAUUAAGAAGGAACGUGUGGAAGCCGUUAACCAAGCUGAAGGAAUUGUACAUGAUACAGAAAGUAAAAUGGAAGAGUUCAAAGAUCAAUUGCCCAAAGAGGAGUGCGAUAAACUUCGAGAAGAGAUAGCUAAAGUUAAGGAAUUGUUAACGAACAAGGACAACGUUGACCCCGAAGAAAUACGCAAAACGACUGGCACAUUACAACAAAAUUCGUUGAAAUUGUUUGAAAUGGCCUACAAAAAGAUGGCUGCAGAACGAGAAAGCAGCGGCGGAAGUUCUAGCAGUAGCAGUUCAUCAGAACAGCAACAAGCCGACGAAAAAGCUAAGAAGGAAGAGAAGAACUAAACAUCUUUAGGCUAUUGGUGCGCGCCCCCCGAAUAUCUGAGAGAGAGACUGUUGCUAAUAUCGUUACCGAGCGUAAAAAAACGAGCGUUAUCAAAUUGGCGAGCGACAUUGUAAGAUUGAACGAUCUCGUUGUUUUUUCCGUAAUAUGAUCGUAGCUUACAAUGGACGCUCCUCCUUUCCGCGCUUUUUUCGGCCCUUUCGCGGAAGUGCUUUAACUAUUUUGUUCCUGUCGAAAAAGGGCCGCUAAAAGAAUUCGAGUAAUUGAUUUUCUGCAGUGUUUUGGUUGGUAGUUAGCGUAUUUGUGCGUGUGCAAGUGUGUGUGUUUGUAUUAGAUUGUUUGGAAAGGUCGAAGGUCGUCUACCAUUA